AUGGACCGUCGCUUUGGUGCGCCCUUCUCUCCUUUCUUCAACCAUCACAGGUACACUGAAGGCGUUCGGAGCGCCCUAGAGGGACUGCUUUCAGAAGGUUCUUCGACGACUUCGAACCCUUGGAUCGGUCUUUCAUUCGGCCUUACUGGGCUGACCAAUCUAUGCUCACAGGUCACCGAGUCGGCGACGCCAUUGAUGUCAGUUCCUUUCGAUAUACUUUUUGUGGUUUAGAACAAGUUCCAAUAGAGUCGGAAAUAGGAAAAGAAGAGAUAUCAAUUAAAACGACUCGAAGAAAAAGUUUGGCUAGCGAAGUCGUUUGAAGUUUUCACGGGUCUAAUUCGAUAUCACAAAAAUAUACAAAUAUCGGAAUUAUUUCACGGAAAAAGUUUCUAUAAGCAAUAAUUAGGUUUCGUUAGUUAAUAAUUUAUUGACUGGAACUCAUUUGCCAAGAACCUUUACUUAUAAACUCACUAAUCCUCUAAAACUUGUGACAUUAUAGCGGAAAAAGAUGCCUUGUUAGGCUGAUUUUUUUAUAGACUUAUUGCGACAAUUUCAAAGAGGUCGAGGAAGUUCUGGAAAAUGGAUGUUAUGAGAAUGAAAGAAAAAACUAGAAUAUUUGCUCAAAAAAAAACUUUUUCCAAAAUUCGAAUUAACGCAAGAAGGAAAACGCUGAGGAGAGUCACCUCCCAAGCCGUUCGUUUUCAAGACGGAACGGCUGCGCGAUAUUUUUCCUUCUCUAAUACUCGUUUUUUCACCUGUUCACUUUGCUUUUCUUCGAUUCACAUAAAUAUUAUAAUGAAAAAACGACUUUUUUCGAAUAACACUAUGGUAGGAUCAACUGAAAAUUGAGAAGUUUUAUGUCUUACUAUUGUGAUGGUUCAAUUGUUUAGGUCGUGGACAACCAAAACGAGUACACAGUCUCGGUGGACGUUUCUCAGUUCGAGCCGGAAGAACUCAAGGUCGGUCCGAUUAUUUAUACUCAGACUGCAGAAGCUGGAUUUGUUCGGAAAAUGAUAAGAGAUAACUUGAGAUAGAAGAACAGAUGAAGACCAAACUAGAUAUUAAUUUCCCCUUUUGUUUUUCAAUAAAUGAUUAUUUUCAGGUGAACAUUGCUGACAAUCAGCUAGUGAUAGAAGGAAAGCACGCCGAGAAAACCGACAAAUUCGGACAGGUGAGCAAGAAUUCCCCUGUAGAGUUGAAAUAUCGGAAUAAUACAUCAUUAGACAUGAGAAGCGGGAGAAAUUUUCACAGGUUGAAAAAAUAAGGGUAAAAAUCGCGUGAAGAGAAGAAAUUUGAAAAUUUGCGGAUGGGGAAUCUCUUUGCGCGGCAGCUCCAACCACUAGAGAUCGCUCCAAUGUUUGGUUUUCGGACUUUUUCUCCGUUUUACCGCAAAAGUUGCUAACGUUACAUUCAAUGAAAUUAAAAGAUCGAAAAUUCCAACCAAGGUCUAAAGACUUUACUCCAUAGUUUUUUGGUUUUUUUUCGGAAGAAUUCCGGGAGAGAUUAUCAGAAUGAAGCAAGCUUCCAGGUGGAACGUCACUUCGUCCGCAAGUACAACCUGCCUCCUGGAGUCAAGGCGGAAGACGUGAAGAGCGAACUGAGUCGCGAAGGCGUCCUCACGGUCAAGUACGACAAGACGACCGAGCCUCAGCCCACCAAGAUUCCCAUUACCAUCGUCAAAAAUUGA
Caenorhabditis auriculariae is the source of this 1687-nucleotide messenger RNA. NCBI's taxonomy places the organism in Eukaryota, Metazoa, Nematoda, Chromadorea, Rhabditida, Rhabditidae. The record is from the annotation of a GenBank genome assembly.